CAAGCUUUGCAACGCAACAGCACCGACCGGGGUUUAGACUCGGUCUCACAUGAUCUUGUUUUCUGGAUAUUAUUAUGGAGAAAACAUAAAGAGAUUGGCGAUGGGCAGCUGAAGGGGCCGUUUGGUUUCCGGGUUAAAAUGCAGCUAGUAGUUGAACAUUCUCCAAAACUUUAAAACGAAGUUUUGAUUUGUUUUUCUUUGUUCAAAGUUUUUUUUUCUUUAUUGUUUAAAGCUGCAUUUGUAACACCUGCUGUACAGGAAUACACGUUUAUUUUGUUAAGUGGUGUCUAGUUUGUUUUGUUAACUUACAUCGUUUUUCUUUCUUUCUUUUUAUUUGUUGUUGUUGUUUUAACCCGGUAAGCUUUGACAAAUCCAGUGAACAUAUUCUACACAGCCUGAAAAGCUGUGUAUUUUCUGUUUUACAAUUACAAAGAGCUGGGUUUGUGUUGAAGAACAGCCACAGACUUACACCAGAACGAAGCAAUGGCUGUUCCCCGAACAGAAGUGUUCUUGUACGAGCGGGCUGUUGUUUUGAUUUCAUGUUUCUUCUCAUUUUUAGGCUCCUGUUUAAUCAUAUUUAGUUACGUGUUCUGGGCUGAUUUAAGAACUAAACCGAGGAAACUGCUGGUUUUCCUGUCGGUGGCCGACUUGCUCUCUGCUGUUUCUUACUUUUACGGGGUUUUGAGGGAUUUCGAUUCGGAUUCCUGGGACUGCGUGCUCCAAGGCUGCGUGUCUACAUUUGCAAACACAAGCUCGUUUUUCUGGACUGUCGCUAUAGCCAUUUACUUGUAUAUUUUCAUCGUCAGAUCUGACCAGAGGACGGCAAAUAGUUUGAUUUUGUGGUUUCAUAUCAUCAGCUGGUGUGUCCCUCUGGGGAUCACCAUAGCAGCAGUGUCCCUGCAGAAGAUUGGCUACGAUGCGUCCAACGUGUCCGUGGGCUGGUGCUGGGUCAGUAUCAACGCCAGCGACCAAAUUCUCUGGAUGCUGCUCACAGGAAAAGUCUGGGAAAUCCUGGCUUACAUCACUCUCCCUAUCCUUUACAUCCUAAUCAAAAAGCACAUUAAAACUGCGCACGCCGCUCUGUCCGAGUACAGGCCCAUCCUGUCUGCUAGCCCCAUGUCUCAGUCCCAAUCCUCCAUGGCGGACACAAAGCUAACGCUCAUCCCUGUCAUCUUCAUCGCCCUGCGAAUCUGGAGCACCAUCCGCUUCGUCCUCACCCUCGCCGAGUCCCCCGCGGUGCAGAACCCGAUGCUCGUAAUCCUGCAUGGAGUUGGAAACACGUUUCAGGGAGGCGCCAACUGCAUCAUGUUUGUACUGUGCACCCAGGUGGUGCGAUCGCGGCUGGCGUCCGCGCUGUGCUGCUGCAGGUACGAGGCUGGCUGUACCUGCUGCAGGGGAUCCGAUAGCAACCAGCAGCCUGUCGAGACACCACGCACAGAGGAGCUGCACCGUCCUGUCUGGGCUGAAGAGCAGUGACCAGGAUGUUUAUUAACUAGCAGGACACACGCACAGCAGUGCACUAGCAAGUUCAGCACACAGCGGAGUGCCUUAAAGACAAGGCUGUGCUGUACUGUACUGUACCGCAGAGAGCAAAGCACACAUAUGCAAAGGAGGGGUUGGGCUAUAUUUAAAAAAUGAAUAUGUUUGUACUGUAUCGCACUACCAGGUACUAAUGCUGCAUUAGAACCUUACUCGUUCCCUCUCUUAGAAUUACAGUCAUAAUAAUGUGGUUGGCCUUGCUCCAUUUAAAGAUGCCACUGUUUGUACUGGGUCACCUGCAUUGCAUUUUCGUCUAUUCUGCAAAACGUUUUUCAAGUAUAUUUUGCUGUGAAACGCAAGCCUCUUGGUUGAUUGGAAUUGAGGAAGAAUUUGGAAGUUUCAAUAUGCCAGUAUUCUUUGCAUUCAAAAAUUCAGCACCCUGCUUUGGCUGGAAAAGCCACAGCAUGUGUGGAUAUACCCUUUAUGCCAGCUCUGUACAAAAGCAUUGUUAAUGCUUUGGAUUUUUUAAAUCAAUGUUUUGAUACUGCAUUCUGUAGUUCAAUUGUAAAGAGUAACAUGAGAGGCACAGGGCUCUUCACCAGACAAGUGGCUUUUAAGUUAGCUUUAAAGGGUUAUCAAGUGAUUGUACUUGAGAGACUGUGAAGUAGCUAUUGGUGGAGGGAUGUCUUUUAUAACACAAUGGCUCUUUCAAAACAUGUUGCUUUCACAUCCCUUGAAUGUUCUCAACGUAAAAAUGAUAACUGUUCAGGACUAAUCCGAAAACCCAAAACAUGAAGCUAAAGCAAUUUUAUUUCUUGUGUUGGUUAGAAGUACGAUCCCGUCAGCUUGGGGUUGUAUUAACUGUCCACCAAGAUUUCUUCUUGAGACGAAGAGAGGAAACAGACACCUUGCUAUCGGAAAUGAAUACAGCUAGGAACAGAUUAGACUAAACAGACCCAGACUGUUAUAAAACCUUAACUUGGAUUGUUCCCUUUUCUUGUAGGCUUUCACCACAAACAUUUCUUAAAAACAGAACUCGCCAAUUCCACCCAGCCACAAUUCUCGAAAAGCACCAACAAUCGCAAAAUGAUAAUAUGUGCUAGACCUUAUGGUCCUUUAUUAUUUAAGUUUCAGUUUAAUUCAUAGAGAGAGGGCUGACAUUAAAAAUUGCUCUGCUGGUUUUUAAGGCCUUACCACAGUUUCGGCCUGUACCCAGGUACACCUGUCUGGUUCAGUAUUUACGUUCACACUGAUGAAGGCACAAAUGGUUGGUCUACCUAAAGACUUGUGCUCCCAUCCCUUACUGCCAAAUGAGAUCCAAAGACUUGGGUGAAACCAGGUUAGCGGUUGCAUUGCUGUGAAAUCAGAGCUACGGGAAACAAACGGCUUGUACAUGCUUUGGCAUUGUGCCAAGUGUUUAGUAAUGUGACCUUGCUUUAAGAGUUUCAGAUUGAGUUGAGAAACGUCUCGUUUCCUGUUCAGCUGAAAUCAUGGCUUGCUCUCCCCUGAGCCAGCACUUUGCACAGCCCUGUGAAACCUGAGGCAGCAUGUGUUCUUUCAUACUGUGUGCACAGGGACUGGGUGAACCCCAAUACUGUCUCAGCAGGACAGCACAAGCUUCUCUAUGGGCUUCCUCUUGCUGGGAUUGUUUUCACUUCUCUUAAUCUCUUGAAGCAUUUAUUAGUUACUGAUAUUGAAGAGAGUAUCUGUUUGUGUACUGUUACCCUCAGUUCCCCUGUUCUCUGCAUUUCAUGUUCUUGUUCAAACCUACUUAUCCGCCAUCCAAAGCCAUAUUUAUCAUUUUACAGACUUCCGUGAUUGGAGUAACACACACUGGGCUGACAUCCAUUUGAAUUUAAUAAUGUGGUGAAUUACAUUAAGUGGCAGUGCAUCGGUUCAUUUCAUGCUUGUCAAAUGGGGCCUGUGUCAUUACUCUGGGCUCUGUGCUCAAUGUUAGCAAAGAGCACCUCCAGCCUGACUGACUGCAGUAUGUGUUGCCUGUUCUGAACCAGUGACCUGGCGGUCUGGAAGUAACCUUGCUGCACACAGUUUCCUUUCUGUAUAUGUGUGAUAGCAUUUUCUGAAAACAGCAUUUGUUAGGAAAUUAAGUGUAAUCCUGAAAUAGUGCGUCAGUGGGAGAGAUUUACAGUGACGUGCUGUACGAGGUAGAACACAAGAAAGCGAUUACAAAAAAAAAAGUCCCUCCACAGUUAAGCUAGCUGGUAUUUUCCUCUCAAAAGAACGACUAGCGCAGAGCCCUUUUUUAUGCUCUUUGAAUGCAAUACAAAUUGUUUGCAUUCUAAAUAACUCCCUGUGCUUUGCAGGGUUUUUUUUUUUUUUUUUGCUAAAAUGACCCAGGCACCUUGUUAAUUCAGCAGGCUUCUUGGUAGAUCACAUUGACAGAGAGCAAUGUAUUCUGGUACUUAGUGCAGAUAGCUGCCUUCUGAAUUAUGGAAGCUUCCUCUUGGUUUGGUGGGACAGGGCCCCCUCUGGUGGUGGAACUGGGAACGUUUUACAUGGAAUUGUUCACUGAAUCUGGUUUUAAACAGGAUUUACAAAAAAAGGGGAUGCAUAGGAUUAACUUUCUCUUUGUUGCUUGUAUUAUUAUCAUUUAUGUGAAAGUAGUUCCUUUUGCCAUUAUUAUUAUUUUUUUUUUUGUAGAACAGAUCGAGGUAUAUUAAAUUUUUGGGCGGAACGCUAGCUUCGAUGCAUUCCGUGGAAGAUUCUAACCAUUAAUUAGCCCUAUGGGUUAAUGGUACAGUUUUUAAAAGAGGAGGUUGCAAUCAAAGGCCUGUCUAUGUUUGUUGUGUUUAUAUGUUAAAUGUCUUUUGACCUCUACUGGUCUAUCAAAAAUCAAAAUAAUAAAGGACAAAAUUGGUGAAUUGA
Messenger RNA from Polyodon spathula (Mississippi paddlefish), 4365 nucleotides. RefSeq names its product G-protein coupled receptor 157-like. Lineage: Eukaryota; Metazoa; Chordata; Actinopteri; Acipenseriformes; Polyodontidae. Bases 484 to 1476 code for a protein of 330 amino acids. Gene Ontology annotation, cellular component: plasma membrane. The transcript is spliced from 4 exons. Gene Ontology annotation, molecular function: G protein-coupled receptor activity; cAMP binding. The record is from RefSeq and is a predicted model, not a curated record. Gene Ontology annotation, biological process: cell surface receptor signaling pathway; adenylate cyclase-activating G protein-coupled receptor signaling pathway.